GCGCAGCAGCUCUCGCUGUAGCUGUGUUGUGUGUAGUGAGAUUCGCCGACAGUCGCUGUGCUGUUUCUUCAGUGAAUGUGGUGGAAGAAGGGAGCUGAUGAGCUGUGAAUGAGUAAAUAAGAGAUAAUAACAGAUCGGUCUCGAGCUCGGAGUAGUCAGGAUGGACCCCUCCCUGCUAAGAGAGCGUGAGCUCUUUAAGAAGAGGGCUCUGUCCACUCCGGCCGUAGAGAAAAGACCAGCAUCCUCAGAGGCGUCCGGCUCGUCCAAGAAAAAAAAGAGCAAACCCGACAAAGAGUCGUCCUCAGCAUCAAAAAACAACACAGACUCGAGUAAUGGAUCGUUUAAUCUCAAAGCUCUCUCAGGGAGCUCUGGAUACAAGUUUGGAGUUCUGGCACGAAUCGUCAACUACAUGAAGACAAGACAUCAGAGAGGUGAUACUCAUCCUCUGACCCUGGAUGAGAUUCUGGAUGAGACCAAACUGCUGGACAUUGGCAUGAAGCAGAAACAGUGGCUUAUGAGUGAGGCCUUGGCGAGUAAUCCUAAAAUAGACACUCGAGAUGGGAAAUAUGCCUUUAAACCCAAAUACCAUCUGAAAGACAAGAAAGCUCUGGUCAGAUUGUUGGAUAGACAUGACCAGCAGGGUUUAGGUGGUGUGCUGCUGGAUGACGUGGAGGAGGGCCUGCCCAAUGCUGCCAAAGCUAUUAAAGCUUUAGGUGAUCAGAUCUUAUUCGUGACGAGACCAGACAAGAAGAAGAUCCUUUUCUACAAUGACAAACACUGCCAUUUUGAGGUGGAUGAAGAGUUCCAGAAGCUGUGGAGAAGCGUUCCUGUGGAUUCCAUAGAUGAAGAAAAAAUUGAAGAUUACCUGAAGAGACAGGGCAUCUCAUCCAUGCAGGAGACAGGACCAAAGAAAAUGAUCCCGGUGCAUAAGAGGAAGAAGCCGGGUGCACAGAAGAAGAGACGGUUCAAGACCCACAACGACCAUCUGAACGGAGUUCUGGAGGACUACUCAGAAGGUGUUCCCGCCAAGAAGUGAUUCUGACGUGUCGUAACGGCUCAGUACUGCAGAAAAAGACUCGGACAGCGAGGACGGACGCGUGCGUUUUCUCCAGUGCACUGUGUAUCUGAUCAGACCGGUCUAAUUGCCAAACCCACAGUCAGACACACCAGAGGACUAACAGAGACACCGUACAAAUGUGAACUGACUGUACAUAGUUUCUUUAUUUUAUUUGCUUAUAUUUUUGUGCCAGUGCUUUGAGGAAUAUGUUGAAUCCUCUUUUUUGUUUUAGAAUAAAACUUUAAAUGGAGAAAAAG
Molecule: messenger RNA, 1314 nt
Organism: Astyanax mexicanus (Mexican tetra)
Lineage: Eukaryota; Metazoa; Chordata; Actinopteri; Characiformes; Acestrorhamphidae
Gene: gtf2e2
Product: general transcription factor IIE, polypeptide 2, beta
Exons: 8
Coding region: 161-1036 (291 amino acids)
Biological process (GO): transcription initiation at RNA polymerase II promoter
Cellular component (GO): transcription factor TFIIE complex
Source: RefSeq, a predicted model, not a curated record